This is a messenger RNA of Peromyscus californicus insignis, 5741 nucleotides long. It is a transcript of the gene Cd55, whose product is annotated as CD55 molecule (Cromer blood group). Lineage: Eukaryota; Metazoa; Chordata; Mammalia; Rodentia; Cricetidae. The coding region runs from base 96 to 1397 and encodes 433 amino acids. The transcript has 9 exons. The record is from RefSeq and is a predicted model, not a curated record.
UCCCCGCCGCAGCCGCUCAAUUAACCGGGGCGCGAAACCGCUCCAGCGGCAGCCGGACGCCCUCUCCUCUCUCUCUCUCUCUUCUACCUGGGGCUAUGGGCCGCGCACGCGCGCCGGGGACCCGGUCACCACCGCCGCCGCCGCUGCCGCCGGGGCGGCUGCUGCUGCUGCUGCUGCUGUCAUCGCUGCUGCUGUCCCCGACCGUGCGGGGCGACUGCGGCCUACCUCCAGAAAUACCUAACGCCACGCCAGAACUGGGUGGGCAAACCAGUUUUUCCGAGCAAAGCAGUGUGGUAUAUUCAUGUAAUAAAGGUUUUCAGAAAAUUCCAGACAAGCAAGACACGGUGUUGUGUCUUGAAAAUGGUCAAUGGUCUCCCAUCGAAGCAUUCUGUAAUAAAAGCUGUGAUGCUCCAACAAGGCUGUUUUUUGCAUCCCUAAAAAAGGAAUAUAACAACUUGAAUUAUUUCCCGAUUGGUACCACUGUGGAAUAUGAAUGUCGGCCAGGAUUUCAAAGAAAACCUUCACUAUCAGGCAUAUCAACUUGCCUUGAGAAUUUAGAAUGGUCCAAAGUUGCUGAAUUUUGUAAAAAAAAAUCAUGUCGUAAUCCUGGAGAAAUAAAAAAUGGUCAUAUCAACAUAGUAACGGACAUAUUAUUUGGUUCAGAAAUAAGCUUCUCAUGCAACACAGGGUACAGGCUGGUUGGUUCAGCCUCUAGCUUCUGCUCUCUUUUGGGAAAUACCGUUGACUGGAGUGACCCAUUUCCCGUGUGCACAGAAAUUUUUUGUCCAGAUCCACCAGAAAUCGAGAAUGGACGUAUUAAAGAGGAAAGUGAUACUUAUGCAUAUAGGCAUGCUGUCACCUACGUGUGUGACAAAGGCUUCAUCCUGCUUGGAAAGAGUUCCAUUUAUUGUAACGUGGAAGAUGACCAAGGGAAAUGGAGUGACCUAGCACCCCAGUGCAUAGAGAAAUCCAAGAUCCCAUCAACAUCUCCAAAACCGACAACAGUUAAUGUUCCAGAUACAAGAGUCUCACCAACAUCUCAGAAACCCACCACAGUUAAUGUUCCAGGUACAAGAGUCCCACCAACAUCUCCAAAACCAGCAACAGUUAAUGCUCCAGAUACAAGAGUCUCACCAACAUCUCAGAAACCCACCACAGUUAAUGUUCCAGUAACGCAGCGUGUACCUGCUACCAAGACAACCACACAUCAUCCACCAGGAACAUCUAAAGAUAAAGAAAGGUCUACCUCAGAUGGUAACCAUCUUAUAUAUGGUAAGUUUCACUCCCAGGGAGUUAAAAGAAAUUGCCAUCACUGUGGGAAACAUAAUCGGUGUUUCUGGAAGAGAAUUUUAUCUUUUAACUGUCUCAGGAAAACUGUAAAAUUUCAGUGUUUAUGAGAACCUGAGGGAAGAUCGGUAAAUGAAUUUUGUCACGUUUUGUGGACACCCUUAGACACCCAGUAUGUUCCUUUAUAUUCCUACCAGUGCUCUUGUUCUAAGGUGGUUGUAGGACGGCUUCUGAUCAUUUGGCCAAUCAGUGGGGUGCCAUUGAGUGCCCGCUGUGUCAGUCUGUUCUCUAGGGACAGAAGAAAGAGCUGUUGGGACAGUGUCUGUCCGACACUUUAUAAUUAACCAACUCUUUAGCCUCUUUUAGAUCUCUGUCAUAGCCCAAAUGUGACAGAGUCCCACUCUUGAUUCUAUCGUUCCUCCAUCUCUAAUAAUAGUUUUAAGCAAAGUUCUCUUAAAAUGUAUUCUCUUCCUGGGUGGUGCACACCCUUAAUCCCAGUGCUUAGGAAGCAGAGGCAAGUGGGAUCUCUCAGUUCGAGGCCAGCCUGGUCUACAGAGGGAAUUCCCGAACAGCCAGGGUUACACAGAGAAACCUUGUCUCGAAAAACCAAAAAAACCCCAAAUAUGUACUCUUAAUGCUGAUGUAGUCGAUGAGUGUAGAAACAUUGGUGUCAGGCUUUUUCUUUGUACAGUAUUGUUUACUGUUAUUUAUUAAUAAGAUCAACAAACCCCUGAACAAAAUGGUAAGAGAAACUGUUAAUUAGCAAAGUAGCAUACUGAAGUGAUGUACAAUUGAAAUCACCUUUUUAUGAAAAGUUGUUAAUUUUAAAAUGUUGUACUUACAAGUGAUAUCCCCAUUUCAUACAUGAAUGUAUUAGCUAAGGGAUACGAACCUGAAAAUGGAGAUUUAGUUUCUAUUGUUACUUUUAGUAUUUGUUACUAUUUUAGCUACUUUUUUUUAUUUGUUUAGUAUUGUUACUUUUUAAGUAUUUGUUACACUUAGUUUAUGUUUAAGCUAAGUAUUUAGAAAUAUCUCAGCAGGUGGAAUUACUUUAUUUUUAUUUUAUAUUUUAAAUAGAAAUAAAUAUAUUCUAAGCUAACAAAAAAAAAUCUUCUGAUUUAAUGAUUUGUAGAAGUGAUGAGUUUAACGCCUGAGUUUCCGUUACUUAGUGAUAUUUAGUGGAGAUUUGAAAUACUUACUAUUUAAUACCUUUUAAAUAAAUUUAAUUUUUUUGUAGUGCAGUUCAGGCCUUGUACAUAUCAUGCACAAGCUCUACUGAUGAAUUCUACCCCUCUUUUCUUGUUUACAUUUGAAAUUCUUCAAGUCUGUAUAUUUUUCCAGGAAACGUUUUUUAGGAUAUGUUGUAAUUUACCUGUGUUCUGACAACUCAUUCCUGUAGUCAGACAUAUGGGAAAAGGGUUAUUUCUUAAGUUCAUCCUGUGAAUCAGGUUAUUAUUUCACUUUAAAGAUGAGACUCACAACUGGGAGUGUUUUCAACUUAAUUUUUUAUUGAAUGUACAAAGAAGUGAGUGUCCCUGUGAAAUUUUUAUGUGUAUAUAUUGUUACACAUUGCUCCUAAGUCAGCCUCCCAUUGUUCUCCCCUGGGAAAAUACUUUCAUUGGUUAUAUGGUAAUGUCCUAGAAAUUUGCAGUUUUCCCCACAUAAUUCCUCAAAGUCAAUCUAGAAAUCACCAGAUCUUCUUAAUUUGCCUUAUAAAUGCCGCUGGUGUGACUUAGGGCUUCUGACCCCGCCCCCCCAAUCUUGUCUUCCUCUGCUAAGAGUCUGUUCAAGCAGUUUUUCCUGAUUUACCCUCCCCAUGAAGUAUUCAUUCCACCCAUACACUGUAAAUCACUUUAUUCUCUUUCUAUAUGCCUGCACUUUUUACAUAUAUAAAAAUAAUCUUUUUUUUCCUUCCUGGUACUGCUUCCUAUUGACAAUAUGAGGCCAACAUAGUUUUAUUGUCCUUAAAGUUAGUAUCAUCUAGAAGAAAAAAACAAAAACAAAAACAACUCAUGCUUAGGAAUUAGUCAAACUUGGUUUCAAUCUGGCCUUUUUAUUUAGUAAAUAUCCAACUGAACAAUUAAUUUAGGCCCUCUGAGUCUCAAUUUUCUUUUCUAUGACACAGAUUCUGUGUAAGCUUGUAUUUGAUAACGGAUGUGUUCAAUCCUAGCAUAGUAAUAAGAGAUGAGUACACAGGAUAUCAGGAAGUCACAGUGUGGGAUCACCAUUCUUUUUCUGAGAUAGAUUUGUGCAAAUUUUAUCACUCCCUCUGGCGACAUGAAAGAUAAACAAGCACCAUUUUUUUUUUUUUAAUUCAGGUAAUGUUUGUGUUUGCCGUGUGGCAAAUGCUGCUGUAUUUGAAGUUUUUACAUGUAUAUAUGUUUUUUAACUUUUCAACAAUACUGUAAUGUAGCAUCCAUACUUUUGUUUUUUAAGCUGGGAGAAAUGUUUUUACAGUGGAUUUUGAUCUCUCCUAGUUUUUCCCCUUCAGUCCCCUCCCCUAGCAUAUUAUCCCUUCCCAACUUGAUGCCCUCCUCUUCUUCUUCUUUUUUAUUUAUUAACUUUCAGAGAUCAAUAUGCACAUGUGUGUAGGACCAUCUGCUGGAGCAUGGUUUACCUACGAGUGGCCACACCCACACAAAAAAAGACUUCCCAUUGACAAAUAAGGUUUACAGGAUUUGUAACUUGUCCAGGGUUUCAAAGCUACGUAGGAAGGAAGUAGAGGCCAGUGACUAGGCAUGGUAGAGUCUCGUCUUACUGAUAGGGCAAGAGACUGCACAACUCAACUCAGACGGAGUACAUGGAUUCUCUACAGUCGUUGCUUUAUCUUUAGUCCGCAGUGCUAAAAUCAUGUGUGGUAACACUCAUACAUCUUAUGAAGGCUGAUAGAGCCAUUGGAGUCAUAUUAAAGUUAGAAAAGAGUCAGUGACACCCACAUGUGUACUUACUUUCUUUAUCCUGAAUAUGGAAUGCUCAGCAGUUUGGCCCAAACCUGAGUGUGCCUGCAGUAGUCUUGAGUCUCCUGUCAAUAUCGGAGUGAACGAUGCUGGUCUGAUGACUCUCGCUGUCUCUAGUCCUGACAUGUUUCCUGCUUCAGGUCUGUUAUAGCGGGACUACAGCUGUCUGCCUGUUAUUCGGAGUUAAAAAGUCGGGAAGUCAGCUGUGGUUGCUUACAGCCUGCAUUUAGAAUUUUGAAAUUUUAGCUUUUUUCUAUCACAUUCUUUUUCUGGCCACAUGUCUCUUUUUAGUGUAAUUUCACAUGACUCCCGGCUUUUUGUUCUGUUUUUGUUAAGUAUGAUUAAGAGCAAGAACCAAAUCUAGCCUCUGCAAUCUCAGUUUUUCAUGAUGGAUUGCAUUUCAUGUUACUAGAUACACAAGUGAGACAUUGUGAAAAAAUGGGGCAAGCCCACAGAGGAUGUGACAAGCACCUUUUAAGGAACAUCAGUUGGCAGAAACAUGUCUGACUUGAUUUUUUUAGCCAUGGAAAUGAUAGUCUAUAUUUUAAUCAGUACCUCAUCUGAUAUACAGUUUUUUUGAAUAAUCACACAUAUUUUAAAUAGUUUAAAAAUCACACGUAUGUGUAUAUUAUGAUGAUGAUGGUGAUGAUGAUGUGUGUGUGUGGAUGUGUGCACAUGAAUGCAGAAGUUUUGGAUUUACUGGAGCUCUAGUGAACCACGUGUGGGUGCUGGGGACUGAACUUAGGUCCUCUCCAAGAGGAGGGCAUGCUCUCAACUGCGGAGCCAUCUCUCCAGCAUAUCGAAUAUUUUAAUUCAAAAUGCUUUGAACCAUUAAAACUGUGGCCUGAACCUUGGGUUAAAAGUAAGAUUUUUGUUGUUGUGGCAAUGCACAACAAUAAUAAAAAUGACAACAAUGUUGGUUAUUUUAGGGGUCUUGAUUUUCUCACCUAUGAAAAAGGUUUCAUCCAAUGAAGUUCGAUAAUGGUUUACCAGGUACUUCUUAUUUGCCCAGCAUUGUGCUUAUUUAUUGAAGGUGAUCAAAGGAGACAGAAAAUCUUUGCAGUGAUUUGAACAUCACAGAGAUGCAGUUCUAACAGGAUCUCACCGAGAUACUCCUUUUAUUGAAGAACAGUAUUUUCUAAAGUUACAUGAUUUUCCUUGGAUCUCUUCAAUUUUAUGAGUAGGAACAUUUGAAUUAUUAUUAUAAUUUUAUACAUGAUUAUAUACCUUCCUUUAUCCUAAGUGGUGUAAGUCUUAAAUCAGCAGUUAUUUACCUGUGAGUUUGUUUUCUAUAGAUUACCCAGUGAAUUUGAGAUCAUAAACUGUUGCAUUUCUGUCUAGAGGUUUUAUUUGUAGCUUGAGAGCUGUACUUUUAUUAGUUUACUGGGAGCAUGUGUAGGUUUUGUGUUUUAUAUUUUUGUGCUUUGCUCUGGUUUUCUGUUAAAACAUCAACCUCCACAAAACUUUCUCAAGAGCUAAAUGCACGUGUUGAUCUGU